AUGGAUAUAAACGAAAAUCAAACAUCAAAUUCUGGAACAAUAUCAAGAUUUCUUGGAAGAAAGAAACGGUUAAUAUGGAUUAUUGUUGGUAUUGUAGCUUUUGUAGUAGUUGCAGUAAUUGUUAUUCCAACAAGUAUUGUUUUGACAAAAAAGAAAACUACAACAGCAGAAGUAAUAUCAACAACAACAUUGACAUCAACAACAAUAUCGACAGAAGACUCGACUACAAUAUCAGCAGAAGUAUCAACAGUGGAUGUUUCUUUCAAAAAUUGGUCUCAAACAAAUAAUAUGAACUAUCCACGAACCGCUCAUGUAGCAUCUGUAUUAAAAGACGGAAAAGUAUUAAUUACUGGUGGAUUGUUUGGAUCUACUGUUUUAGACAGUGCAGAAUUAUACGAUCCAUCAACAGCAACUUGGGCGUCUACUAAUCCUAUGAAUAACAAACGAUAUCGUCACUCAGUAUCUAAAUUACUUAAUGGAAAAGUCUUAGUUGCUGGUGGAGAGGAUAAUAAUGGAUGUCUGAGCAGUUCAGAAUUUUAUUAUCCAGAAGAAAAUAUAUGGACAAAAACUGGUAAUAUGAAUAGUCAAAGAUGUCAGCAUACUGCAUCCGUAUUAUCAAAUGGAAUGGUAUUAGUUACUGGUGGACCAGAUGAAAGUGCUGAGUUAUAUAAUUCAUCGACUGAAACAUGGACACUAACUAGUAACAUGAAAUAUGCACGAAAAAGUCACCAGGCAUCUAAAUUAAAAAAUGAAAAUAUAUUAGUAACUGGUGGGUUCGAUUAUGAUGACGAAUUAAACGUUGUUGAAUUAUACGACCCAUCGACAAAAUCAUGGACAACUACUGGCACUAUGCAUUAUGCACGAUCCUGGCACACAGCAUCAGUCUUAAAAAAUGGAAACGUAUUAGUUGCUGGUGGAGCCACACAUAAUCUUCGUAGUGCGGAGUUGUAUGAUUCAGAAACAGGAAAUUGGACAAUUACUGGAUCUUUAAAUUUUGGAAGAAAGAUUCAUGCAGCAUCUGUUUUAAUCAAUGGAAACGUAUUAGUGUGUGGUGGAACCAAUCUAUACACCAAUCUCUAUUUUACUAGUUCAGAGAUCUAUGAUCCAUCAACAGAAAUAUGGUCUACGAGCAGUGAUAUGAGCUGUAAGAGAUAUCGACAUCAGUCAUCUGUUUUAUCAAAUGGAACAGUAUUAGUUACUGGCAAUGGAGAGCAAACAUCAUUUAGAUGUACUGCAGAUUUAUAUUAA
Messenger RNA from Adineta steineri, 1248 nucleotides. The record is from the annotation of a GenBank genome assembly. Lineage: Eukaryota; Metazoa; Rotifera; Eurotatoria; Adinetida; Adinetidae.